GUGUCAGGCAGGGAGUGGGCUGGAGCUGUUCUUCCUGUAACCAAGCACCUACAAUAAAAGGGAAGGGAGAGGAGGGGAGAGGAGGGCUCUCAUCAUGCACUUUCCCUGUGCCCGGAUCCUUAUUACACACAGCGAUGUCACCCCGUCCACCAUCUGACUGGUGACCCCGGCUUCCCUCUGAUUACCUCCACCAACUUCCUCCGGUCACUUCCCCGCCAGACACCGGGGAAGGGGGGGCCACGCUGCUUCUCUUCCCGAUGGCGUCUCGGCAGCAAACCCGGAUUCAGGUCUACCUGGAGACAAACCGGAUCGGCCCCCUGUUCGAGGAGUUAAUGACCAAGCUAAUCACAGAGACACCAGACCAGCCAAUUCCAUUUUUAAUUAAUCAUCUUCAAUCAAAAUUGGGAAAUGUUGCUCAGCUACCAAGAACAUUCUCUGGAUCAGCAGCUUUGUGGGCAGAAAGUGAAUCGGCUGAAGACAAAGGAACCAGAAGAGAUUUAAGGAGCUAUGAUAAACCCUGGCAAGUGAAUGCAAAAAAGCCGAAGAAAUCAAAAAGUGACCUUGCAGUCAGCAAUAUUUCACCGCCAUCGCCUGAGUCAAAGUCGUUGCCCAGGUCAAUUGAACAUCCUAAAUGGGAUUGGAGGACAAAACCAGAUAGUCGUGAUUUUGAUGAAUUAAACCACAUCCUUCAGGAAAGCAAAAAGCUUGGGCAAGCUUUGGAGAAUCUGUCACGCAGUAUUGCUGUUUCAGAUGACCUUGAGCAGGACACACGGGCAUUUAACUCUUCCCUCCUAAGACCCUGUGUGGUUGGAGAAUGGGUGGGACGUGAAGACCAUGACAUUGACCCUUUAGCUGCUGAAAUGAUACAACCUCCUAUACCAAGAAAUAAAAAUGAACAACGGGAAGUAGAUGAAGGCAGUGGCAGCCCUGCUGGAAGCCUCAAGAUGGAGCCAAAAAACAAAGGACUAAAGCAACAGCAGCAGCAGCACAAGAAGCUCCUGGCAGCCAUGUUGUCUCAAGACUCCUUUGACUCUAUACACAGCACCCCUGCAUCUGUCACAGAGGAAGAUAUUGAUAAUGAGGAUGAUGCAAUGGAACUGCUAGAAGACCUUGAUGAUCUUCGAAUGGAGGGUGUUACCAGUGUGAUGCCAUCUGGAAGUAAAUUUAGCCAAGGACGUAGCACUUACACUACUGAACCUCAAGCGAAAGUCACACUCAAUAUCUGCUCAAGAUGUGCAAGAUUGCAAGGUGGUAACCUGGCUCAGGGAGCAGAGGAGACGGCCAAAGAUUGUUCCUCUUCAGAUAAAGCUGGAGGAAAUGCAGUAGCUGCAUCAUUGCCUGGAGCAGAAACCUUAAUGGAAGAUGAUGAAGAAUUUGAGAGUGCCUCUCAAGUGACAGGACCUCGUCAACCAGUCUGGGACUCGGAUGUCUUGUCUGCCAGAAGUGGGGGCUCACCUAACCAAAAACUCCUGAAAGAAGCUUUAACCGCAAAGGAACUGCAGAGCAUGGAAAAGCAUCUAGCUGAUAUUGAGAAAGACUUGGCACUAAUGGCAGAAGCAAGCAUGUCAAAGAGUUCUGGAAAUCAACCUGGGGCUGGUGCAAACGAUCCUCAAGGAACUUACCAUAUAUCAAGUUUGCAGAAUCCAAAGCCACAAGUGCCAAAUCAAACCACCAAGAACUUACAGCUUCACCUUCAAGGGAACAAAUCACCUCCACAACCUAACAGUAGGACCCAUGUUUCAAAUCCAUCAAGCAGCAGGCCACAGACUCCAAAUUCCCAAUCAAGUAAACUUCAGACACCUGUGACUCCAAUUGGCAAGCCUGGAACACCAAAUAGCCUGGUGUCUCGACCACUCACCCCUAGUAAACAAGGAAGUAAAGAUGGAAUGACUCCUGUCCCUAGGAGUAGAUCUGUAACUGUUAAAAGUCAGAUUGGAUGGACUUCUAGUGCGCUGUCUGGAGUUCCAGCUGCAGACACCUUAGCAACUGCCUCUCGGCGUAACAGCUCUGCAGAGGAGGAAUCUUAUGAACAGUUGCAGGGAUCUCGCCAGCCCUGGGUGCUUCCAAGUGACACAGACAGUGAAGGUGUGGAUAUACAGAAGGAAAAACGUUUGUGAUGCCACGAGAACUGAAUGAACGUUGAAUACCGGAAGUGAAUACAAUUUUUCAAUAUCUGGGUUUCGAUAAACUGGGAGAACAGUUAUUUUUAUAAUGUGUUUAAAGGUAUUGUCAAUCUAAUGAUCAUAACAAAGAAAUCGAAUGGUUCAUUUUCAGUUC
Messenger RNA from Nanorana parkeri, 2277 nucleotides. It is a transcript of the gene CUNH8orf34, whose product is annotated as chromosome unknown C8orf34 homolog. Lineage: Eukaryota; Metazoa; Chordata; Amphibia; Anura; Dicroglossidae. The coding region runs from base 258 to 2117 and encodes 619 amino acids. The record is from RefSeq and is a predicted model, not a curated record. The transcript has 16 exons.